Eruca vesicaria subsp. sativa (arugula) is the source of this 727-nucleotide messenger RNA. Lineage: Eukaryota; Viridiplantae; Streptophyta; Magnoliopsida; Brassicales; Brassicaceae. The record is from the annotation of a GenBank genome assembly.
UUAUAACGGUUAAAUAUAUAUUAAGCUCUAGGGGGAAAUCAAAACAUAAACAUACAGGAGCUCCGGUGAAACGAAAAUUGCUAGAUUACAUUGAAAAUAAAAGAAACACACCUAAACAACAAAUCUAAAGGGAACUAGAAGAUAUGUGGGGAAGAAGACGAAGGAGGGCCACAAGCGACAGACACCGACGACUAGUGUAUCAUGGUAUCCGAGACGUCACCAGCUCCUCUUCCACACCGGUCAAGCAGCAACCACACCAGAAAGGAAUCGUCACCGGAAGAAUCACAUCUCCAUGGAUAGAUCCUCUGCGAACGAGCACCUCUCAACAAUCGAAACAAACUUUAGGGAUCGUGAUGACUGACUUGCGGAAUCGGCUGUCGGCUCCACCGUCCUCAAGCAGAGCUUCCGCCUACAACUAACGAGCCACCAUAACUCCCAAAGUUUUCCUAGAAAUCCGCCGCACAACGUAAACGAAUCAGAAGAACAUAAGAGAAGAACCACUACCAAAACGAAACCGGAAUAGAGGCGGCGUUGCUUUGAACCAUUUGGACUGGACAACUGAGACAAAAAGGACAGAGUAAAUAGAAGUUAUGUCUGAUAUAUAUCAUUGAAGAGAUGAACAAUAACUUAUAAAUAUAAAAAGAAGAAAUGUCUCGGUUACAACGAUUCAGGGAGAUUUUAUGAGAAUAAUAUAAUAUAUUAAGUGGUCAGACACAAAUAUAUUUCG